AUGCUGAUACGCCUGGCACUGCUGUGCCUGAUAGCCUCGUCGGCGGCGCUAGCCGAGAGAUUUCCCAUUGAAAUACCCCCGUUCGGGGAUACUAGGGCAGCAACAGCUGCUGGGGUUACAAUCCGACAGGAUGUCGACGAGAGUUAUCGUCUACCAACGGAAACGGUUCCCAGCCACUACACCAUUAACCUGUGGACGGAGGUUCACGAUGGUGAACCGGAUUUUCACGGCAGUGUGACAAUUGACUUGAGGGUAGUUGAGCCAACCGAUACGAUAACUGUUCACAAUCGUGGUUUAGUCGUUACGUUUGCUGUACUGAACCGAGAAGAGGAAGAUGGUUUGGCCGUCGUCGAGGAACCAACUUGGAGCUUAGAUGAGCAGAGAGAACUACUCAUUUUCCAGUUCACGUCAACGUUGGAAGUGGGGAACUACGAAUUGACUAUAACGUACGAUGGCCGUCUUCAGACGUCCACUUCCAGUGGAUUUUUCCGUAAGCUCUACCGAGAUGAAAACAACAUCCGGCGAUACAUCGCUUCAACGCAGUUCGAACCAACCCGUGCUCGGAUGGCGUUCCCGUGCUACGAUGAACCGUCACUGAAAGCCACCUUCACCGUUUCGAUCACUCACCACAGCAGCUACAAUGCGGUGUCGAACAUGCCGCUUGACGGUGAACCGGUUCCGGAUAUCGAGAAUCCUGACUUUGUUACAACGCAUUUCCAACCGACGCAGAUUAUGUCCACGUACCUGUUGGCGUUUGCUGUUACGAACUUCGAGACUAAAGGGACUGCGCUUCAGGAAAUUCACGCACGACCGAAUGCGAUUGACCAUGCGGAGUUUGCUCUACAAGUGGGCAAUGACAUCCUCUACGCUUUCAAUGUUCAUACCGACAUUUCGUACUACAACUAUAAACCGAAGAUUGCACAGAUUGCCGUUCCGGAUUGGGGUACUGGGGCGAUGGAGAAUUGGGGUCUAGUAACCUAUGGCGAACCGGUUCUUCUGUUCGAUCCGACCGUCAACACCUAUCGUACCAUAAUCGAUAUUGUCACUAUUAUCGGACACGAAUACGCCCAUCAGUGGUUCGGCAACUUGGUGACCACCGAUUGGUGGCAGUACAUUUGGCUUAACGAGGGCUUUGCUACGAUUUACGGAUACCUCGGGGCACAGCUGGCAUAUCCAGAAGACAACUAUUUGAGCCUUUUCCAACCUCACAACGUUCUGCCGACUCUUCGAUCAGAUUCAAGCGAUUCAACCCGUCCCAUGAACUGGAAUGCGGCCACACCCGCGGAAAUAUCGGCACUGUUCGAUGGGGUUGCCUACGGCAAGGCCGGCUGCGUACUUAACAUGUUCCGUGUGGUCUUGGGUGAGGACAGCUGGAGAGCUGGAAUCAAAAAAUAUCUACUAAGUCGAGCACUGGCAGCGGCCACUCCCGAUGAUUUGUACACUGGAUUACAAGAGGGCCUUUCCGAUGAGCUUUCGGCACUGCCGGAAGGUAGCACCGUGAAAGAAACUAUGGAAAGCUGGACAACGGCUGCCGGAUAUCCGGUGUUGAACGUUCGCCGCAACUAUCAGAACCAGGAUGUGGUUAUAUCUCAGGAGCGAUUCUACGCCGACAAAGUAUUGCCGGGCGAUCACGUUUGGUACAUUCCGUACAACUUUGCUCACGAGGCUAAUGGUGAUUUUGAACUCAACUCCUUUGAUUGGCUCACGACACGAGCCGCAAGAUUGACGAUCGAUGUGGAACCUGAACAGUGGCUGCUUUUCAACCGACAGCAAUUCGGAUUCUAUCGAGUUAACUACGAUACCCGCAACUGGCGGUUACUUACCGACGCACUAAUUGCCUCAGUGGGAAGUUUCCAUCCUCAAAACCGUGCCCAACUGAUCGAUGAUGCUUUUUACCUGGCACGUGCAGAUCUGCUGGACAUGAGUAUCGUCCUUGAGAUGAUGUUAGCACUUCGCAAAGAUCACGAAUACCUCCCGUGGGCUGCCGGAAACAACGUUCUAACCUAUCUGUACAACAAACUUCGAGGAACGGAUAGCUAUGAACCGUUUACGUUAUACGUCAACGAACUGAUCGAAGAAAUCUACCAAACUCUAAAAGUAGUCACGGUCGAUGAAAGCGAGUCACUCCAGCAGAAAUACAUGAAGCAAACGAUAUCAUGGUGGGCAUGUAAGAUCGGCAUGGUCGAUUGCCUUUCGAAAACCAAAGAAACCCUACAGGAAGCCGUUCGAGGAAACGUGGCCGUACACCCGGACGUAUCAUCGAUCGUUUACUGUUACGGCGCACAAUCGGCAAGUGAUGAAGAAUUCCUAUGGUUGUACCAACGAAUGUUCAACUCCAAGAAUCCAGCGGAGAGAACCCUACUGAUCGACGCAAUGGGUUGCUCACAACAGGAUAAUCAACUUUCGGCCUAUCUCACUUCAUCCAUCGGUUCCGGAGUUGGGGUAGAAGUUAACUACUACGAUAGCGAGCGUACCCGCGUUGUGCAAGCCGUCUAUUCGGCUAGCCGAACCGGUGUAGACGCUCUCAUCGAGUUCCUCAACGACUGGGACAUGGCCGAUGAUUUCAUCUAUUGGUUAGAGCAGCCUGCCUUCAAUAAUGCGAUUGCAGCAAUCGCAUCUAGAACCAACACACCGGAUGAGUUGAGCCGGCUCAAGGAACUGUUCGACACGGUCCAAACGUUGGCACCGGUUGAGGUCGUUGAAGCGGCACUGGCAACGGUACAGGCUAACUUCGAUUGGCACAACACUCUUGAAGGGCUGAUUGUGGCCGAAUUCCUAGAGAAUUUUUUCAAUGGAAACAAGAUUUAA
Sabethes cyaneus is the source of this 2808-nucleotide messenger RNA. RefSeq names its product aminopeptidase N-like. Bases 1 to 2808 code for a protein of 935 amino acids. Gene Ontology annotation, biological process: peptide catabolic process; proteolysis. The record is from RefSeq and is a predicted model, not a curated record. Lineage: Eukaryota; Metazoa; Arthropoda; Insecta; Diptera; Culicidae. Gene Ontology annotation, cellular component: cytoplasm. Gene Ontology annotation, molecular function: metalloaminopeptidase activity; zinc ion binding; peptide binding. The transcript has 3 exons.